Messenger RNA from Rotaria sordida, 2765 nucleotides. Lineage: Eukaryota; Metazoa; Rotifera; Eurotatoria; Philodinida; Philodinidae. The record is from the annotation of a GenBank genome assembly.
AACGAGCAUAUACUUUAAUAUAAAACUUUAAUCAGCUUUAUUUGGAAUUUUUGUCUUAUAGAUUUUAAUUUCUUUUAUACGCAAAACUAAUUUUUUUUUUGUUAUUGAGAAGUAUGUCCACUUAUCAUAAGUGCUCUGUUAAAAGAAGCUGUUCAACAACGUCUUUUAACUUAUGCUAACAUUGAACAACGUACGUCAUCUUUCAUUUUUGGCUUUUAUGACUCUUCAAAUAAACCUCCACCAGUUAAAAUGCAACUUCUAUUUAAUCCAAAUAUUACUGGCUCUGUCAGUCAAAAAUUAUGUUUUUUUUCAACUAUUUCCAAUAAUAUUCCAUGUCAUCAUUGGUCAGCUAUCCUUAUUUCUAUUAUACACUAUUUUACAAGAAAUUAUCAGAUAUAUAUAUAUAUGGUAAUCCAAUUAGAAAAUCAUGAUUAUCAUAUCUCAAUGGAUUAUGUAAACAAUUUUAUUCUCUGAUGAUUGAACGUUUACAUGAUCAUGUAACACCUAAAGUCCACUUCAUAACUGAAUAUUCUCGUUCUAUUGAAAAAUAUGGACUUUCCAUAUUGAAUUCGUAUAUAAGGUUUGAAACAAAACACUUGUAUUCCAAACAACUUGCUGCUCAUACAUUUAACUUUAAAAAUUCUUUGUUGACUCUUUCGAAACGUCAUCAAUUACGUAAUUGUUUAUUGAGCCAUUCAAACUCAUUUUGUUCAGCAUCAUUAAAUAUUCGAUCGUGUAAAGCUAUUACAUUAAUGUAUCUUUCACUUUCUGUUAAACGCUUAUUAAUGAAGAGCAUUGAUCAAUCUGAUCCAAUACGUGAAUGUUUUUCGAUUUGUUACCAUAACAUCCACAUUAGGCCAAGCGCCAUAAUUAUUCGUGAUCAUGCACAUGCAGAAAAAAUUCCUAUAUUCUGCCAAAUACAUCAUUUGUUAAACACCAAGGAAAAAUGGGUUGUUAUCGCUGAAGAACUAGAUACAGUUUCAUUUAAUCAUAAAUUAUGCUCGUAUAAAGUUGGAUUUACAGGAACGUUGAUUUCAAUAGAGAUAAAUCACUGUUUUGAUAUAUUGCCACGUUGUCUUGAUUGUUGUCUAGUAGGACAAACACAUUAUAGAAAUGUCUUGACUCGUUUAACAAGACGAUAAAAAGAGUGUUCCUUUUUGUUUAUACAGAAGUUAAAAUUAGAUUUUUAUUUGAUAAGGUUGUUGGCUAGUAGAUAUUUAUUUUUUCAUUUGUAAUCUUGUUCAUUUGCUAAAGAAAAGAUCUAUCUCUUUGUUAUAGAGGAGAAAAUUGAUAGUCCAACAUUAAUUUUACUUCAACAUAAUGAUAUUAUUCAAAUAUUUCCUCGAAUUAAAGAUCAUGUCAAAUUUAUUGAUCAACGUAUAAAAUUAAUCUCAAACUUAACUAAACAACGUGAAAAUGUAUUAAACGAGAAUAAUACAUCAACAUCAUUAUUAUUGAAUGAAAAUAUAGAAUUUAAUUCUGAUAAUAAUCAAAUAACAGAUUCUGAUGUUUCAAAUCGUAACUGUUUCAAUGAUAAUGAUGAUAUCUUUAUGAAAUUACGGUUACCUUCAGAUUAUGAAGGACCAAAUUUAACUAUGAGAAUACAACAAUGUAUUGAUGAUAAUAAUCUUUCGAAAUUUUUUCCACAUACGACCAUGCGUAGUGAACUUUUAUCUCUUGUCUUCGAUGAUAUAAUAGAACCAUACAAAUUGUUUUAUUUAACUAAUGAUGCAUAUAAAACAAUGGCCAUGUGUAUAUUAAAGAAAUUACAUGUUCCUUCAUCAUUAGUUUAUCAGGCCAUAAAAGAUUGGCAUGAGUCGAUUAAACAGGAAUUUGAAUGUGAACGUAAACAAUUACAAAUGACUAAUGAUUUUGUAAAACUUAAACAAGACAAAUAUGGUAAUGGUAAAACAAAUAGAAAACCAAAAAAAAGUUUAAUGUUACAAGCUGAAUGUCGAGUUAAUGAUGUAGUAAGUUGUGAAUUAUUUUUAAAUGAAUAAUCAUACCGUGUUUUUGUAGCCAAGGAUAAAUUUAGUUGAUCAAUAAAAUGAAAAUUUGCUAUUGAUUAUCAAUCAAAUGAAAAUGGAAUUACUUAAAGAUGAUCCUAACAAUAUUUUACUUUAUAAUCUUUGGUGACAAUCAUUUAAUAUUCGUCGUUUAUGUAUUUGUGAACUUACAAUUAUUGAAGUACUUAAACGUUUUCCUGGCUAUUGCUGUCCAAAAAUGGUAAGAAAUUUUUGUCAUAAACUAUUGAGAUACUUUAUUUAAUACUACUGUAUUUGAUAUAAACACAAUUAAUUUAUCUUACAAGACAGCCGAAUUUUUUUCAAUAAUAUCUUUAAACGAGGACUUGAACCAUUCUUUUCUUCAAUCUUUUUCAAUAAAUAUGAUGAAUAAAUUCUCUCUAUUAUUUGUAGAGUAUUUGAUCCCAAAUUUAAACCUAAUCGAAAGGAUUAAUUCUAAAGAAGUCACACAAAGCGACCAGUUUUUAUGACUAAGAAUAUAUUUGUUGCGAAUGUUUCGUGAAUUCAAUCGAUUAAUAACAUACAAAAAUAUCUAUACCUUUUGACACCAAUGAGUGAUUACUCCAAGCACUCCUAAAAUAAUAUUCUAAUUUACAAGUUUCUCCAUUCAUUAGCACUAUCAUUGAAAGUAAUCGUAUACUUUCAUUAUAAUUACUUGCAUCGGUGUAUCAAUUCAUUUUUAUAAAAUAAUGUUACUAACGAGGGAACAUCCCCAAGUGUGAGUCUCACUUUUGAAUGGGA